GAUCGGGCGAAUCGAAACUGUUGUGUCGGCGGCAUAUAAAGCCCGACGAGCGGCAGUCGAUGUUGACUAUAGUAACGAAGCGGACGUUCAACUGUACUGUAAAAUACCACAACUAUUAUAAUCAUGGUUCGACUGUGCUUUCUAUCGCUCCUGAUUGCUGCCUGUGUGGUGGCAACACUGGCUGCCAGCGAUUGCCCUUCCUCGACCAAAGUCCAGAACUGUACGCCGAAGUGCCUGCACGACAGCGAGUGCAGUGCCAUCGGUGGCAAGUGCUGCCCAAAUUUGUGCAACGGUCGCAGCUGUGUCCAGCCCAACCAGCUGGGCAACUCUGGUGGAGACAAGUCGCCCUUUGGCAGCAAGAACACUGGAUCUACGGGCAGCUAUUGCGGCAAUGUCAAGUGCAGCAGCUUCGAGAAAUGCGAUAUGGAUCGCAGCACCAAACGUCCCAAGUGCGUGCGCUCUUGAGAACCCGAGCCCCCGCCACCCAACCAAUUUAACCACUAAAACACCAACAGCAACGCGAUUAAAUUAAUUUUGUUGUCAC
Molecule: messenger RNA, 544 nt
Organism: Drosophila obscura
Lineage: Eukaryota; Metazoa; Arthropoda; Insecta; Diptera; Drosophilidae
Exons: 4
Coding region: 124-465 (113 amino acids)
Cellular component (GO): extracellular region
Molecular function (GO): peptidase inhibitor activity
Source: RefSeq, a predicted model, not a curated record